AUGGAUAGCAUUAAACAUGAAGCAAUGAUAGAUCAGCAUCCGCAAUGUCUCACUUGUAUCCUCAUCGAUUGUCAACACAAGAAUCAUUGCCAAAUGAUUCAAUGCAAUAAUAGCGGAUGCAAUGCCUGCUUUCAUGCGUGUAAAUUAACCGAACAUAAAUUGCUUUGCUUAUACGAAAAUGUUCAAUGCAUAAAUUGGUACUAUGGUUGUCCUCAAACUAUGCCAAGGUGUAGAUUAAAUCAACACUUAACAGUAUGUCCUGCCAGUAUCGUUCACUGCUCUAAAAAGUGGAGUCGAUGUCCUACAUGGUGUAACACUGGUGACAUAAAUCCACCCUAUGUCUUGGGUCAAAUCGAUUAUGAGGCUGCACUUUGCGAUCAACAAAAAUUGCUACAAUUCUAUGAGAAUAGUCAAUCUAUCGAUUUCGAAAAUCUUAUUAAAAGUCGAUUUUCUUCUUCACAUGCUUGCUGGUUUGAUGAUUAUUGUAAAAGAAGUAAUGAGGCUAUAGAAAGUAUAAUACAAUCGCGACUUUGUGUAGAUAUGAUCCAUCAGAUUCAAAUGUUGAAUAUCGAGCAAAAAGGCAAAAUAACUAUAGAAGAUGAAACUUUCGCUAAAGAAGAUCUAUUUCCAUUACUCAAUAACAUUGAUGCCUUGUACGAGAUUCAGCAAAAAUUGCGAUUUGCAAGUCGAUCUCAACAUGAUGUUAAAGCCAACAAUAUAUUUGCAAAUGGCAGAACGCUUAAAUUGAAAGAUGGAAGAUUGGUUGCUGAUGCCAAGACCAGCAUACAUCUUGGGCAUGAAGAUAAGAGUACAGAUGGCUCUUUUAUGGAUCGUACGCUACAAGUAGAACGAUAUAAAUUAAUCCAGUUACUACCGAAAAUGGUGCAACAAUUAAGCGAAUUAUUAAAUAAAUCGACCAGAUUGCAAAGUAAGGAAUUAAACCAUUUACAGAAAUUGCUAUCAGCACUACAAUUAAAUGAUAGUGCGAUUAGCCCUGAAUGCGCCAACGAGGGUAAACUAGGAGGUCCAAGAUAUUCAGAUUUUACUGUAAAUAGAGUACAGCAUAUUAAGAAUGCUCACUGGAUGCUUAACAGCAUGAAAAAUCGUGGUGUACUCCUUGGACUACAUCUACAGCCGGGACUACACAACGAAGAACAUAUUUUUCAAUUAUCUUGCAAUCAAUACUUUCGCCGUGGUGAAUAUAGACAACAUGUUAAAUUCUCUCAUACACAAACGCAAUGUGAACUUAGUGGAUGGUUUAAGCAAAGAUGCCCUCUAGCACAAUAUGGAUGCCCCUUUUUAUGUAGUGUAUUAAAGCCCAAUGCAGGAGAAAUUGGUCUCGAUUUACAAUUGGGCUCAUAUAUUUUACGUAAUUAUGAUAAAGAGUCAACAUAUUGGCGAGAUUCUGUUGAAAGUAAAAAUACGCGCGGAGGGACGGAACUACAAUACUGUCCAAUGUUAGAUUUGCCAGAUGAAGUCAUUGAACGUAUUUUACUACUUUUAGAUAGUUAUUCUAUGUACAAUCUAUCCCUAACUUGUUGGCAAAUGAGAGAAAUGUGUUCAUUACUGUUGGUAAAAAAAGGUACCGUAGCUAUAGAAUGGGAGAAAGCACAGAAUUGUAAAUGGCAAAUAGCUCGCAAGAUAUGGAAGUAUUCGACUGCCUGUUCACAAACUAGUGGCUGGAAGAUUGAUGAUACCAGCAUCAUAGCAAGACACCUACAAACGUGUCCUUACUACGUUAAACAAAUCUAUCCCGACAAGCGUGUAAUGUUGCCUAUAUGCACUGAAUUAAUUGGAUGA
Molecule: messenger RNA, 1800 nt
Organism: Trichoplax adhaerens
Lineage: Eukaryota; Metazoa; Placozoa; Uniplacotomia; Trichoplacea; Trichoplacidae
Exons: 2
Coding region: 1-1800 (599 amino acids)
Molecular function (GO): zinc ion binding; protein binding; ubiquitin protein ligase activity
Source: RefSeq, a predicted model, not a curated record